Messenger RNA from Aedes albopictus (Asian tiger mosquito), 2517 nucleotides. RefSeq names its product zinc finger protein OZF. Gene Ontology annotation, cellular component: nucleus. The coding region runs from base 1053 to 2507 and encodes 484 amino acids. Gene Ontology annotation, molecular function: DNA-binding transcription factor activity, RNA polymerase II-specific; zinc ion binding; RNA polymerase II cis-regulatory region sequence-specific DNA binding. The record is from RefSeq and is a predicted model, not a curated record. NCBI's taxonomy places the organism in Eukaryota, Metazoa, Arthropoda, Insecta, Diptera, Culicidae. Gene Ontology annotation, biological process: regulation of transcription by RNA polymerase II. The transcript has 4 exons.
GUCCCUUGCGACGCCUAUGCAUAGCAACAAAGUAUAGUCGAUCAAACUCCGAGCCGCGCAGGAUGUUUAUUGCUAUAUAAGCAUAAACAUGCUGAGCCGUUGGAGUGCGAUAAACUGACCAAGCUGCUGACGCAGCGAUAAGGGUCACGUAUCCAUUGCCCGCGAUACUUACCAAAAAGAGCACAAUAAAUAUUCUAGUUUGUACCACCAACAAGAGCACAUCGUCGUGAUUAAUUCGAAUGUCCCCAACUCAUUGAGCGUGAUAUUGCAUGGCGAUCUUCUGCCAGUUCGAACAAUUAAGUAGUAAACUCAGUGCACUUAUUCGUCGCGGUUCAUAUCCAAGCUGAAAAGUGAAAAGUGAAGUGCUGAAAUAUGGGAUGGUUUAGCGCUGACGAAGUGAUAGCGCCAACCAUUUCCAACGCUCCAGAGAAAAGCGACACUGUUCAAACUGUUGCUCUUUGUAUUUUGGCCGCAGUUGCAGCUUGUUAUGUUGGAGUAAAAGUAUUGUUGAAGCUCCACAAACAUCACACCGAGCGGUUGGCUGAGCGUGCCGCGAGACGAGUUGUAGUGCCUGUUUAAACUAUUAAGUGAACAAACUAUUGAAGACCAUAGAAACAGUCAAUUCUAUAAUUGCGUUAACAACGAACUAUCUCACAAGUACGUGAAAUUUACGAGAUCAAGGAGAAUUGUGUCGAUGUGUGCCGGAAAAAUGUGCAACAGCAGCAGCCCCACCAGCAGCAAACACCAAAAGUAGAGGAAAAUACGGUGCGGAACGACAAUGGGAUGGAUGAACGACGAACGCAUGGAUGAGCCACAAACCUACUGACGAAAGACAAAUGGAUGGAUGACGAAACGGAAACAGGGAAGUAAAGUUAUAAUUAACAAAAAAUAAUAAGAAGAAGAAGAUGUGUACUUAGACAACUUUUAAAAUUAUUUUAGGAAGCCCAGAGUGUAUAACCAGGAAACUAAAAGGAUGAAUAAAAGCGGAAAACAGCAAUUUGUACAAGGAUCACGUUUUUAUGAUAAUAAAUUACAAAUAAAACCACAGCAACAUGGCUUCACAACCGGACACAAAUGUUGCCGCCCUUUGUCGCAUCUGCAUCCGCGACGUAAGUGAUGUACCAGCCGUAAAUAUUUUCGAGCCCUCUAGUAAAGAUCCCAGCAUCUACAGUAAGCUUAGCAUAAUCUGUUCCAAGGUGUUUGCCUCUGAGCCCGAGCCGAAACCACUAGCCCAGGAGGAACAAGCGAAAGAAAAAGGUCUACCGGUGAGCGUGUGCCCAGAAUGCAAAUCUAAAAUCGAUCAGGCUUUUGACCUUCACGAGCUGUGCAUCGAGAGCGACCGGAAGCUCUGGGAAAUGCUGACGGACCCUGUCGGUGUAGUAAUCAAGCACGAAUUGGGCGAUGUGAUUCUGCCUGAGAAAAUUCAGCAACUGCCCGAAGUGUUCACAGAAUGUCUUAGUGAGCUACCGCUGAAUGUACAGCAUGGAGCUGCUAAAGAGGACCCUAAAAAAUGUAAGGCCAAAACGAAAGGGCGUCGGCAGUUCCGGUGCGAAAAAUGUACGGCCACGACAGAUCGGGCGUUUGGUCUGUAUAAACACAUGAGGCUUAAACAUCCCAAAGAAGCCCUUGUAUGCUAUUAUAGAAAGUGCCAUCAGGUUUUCUUCGACGAGGUUAAGUUCCAAGAACAUAGGAAAACCCACACUGUCGUCAAGCCGAACGAGCCUCAACCGUGUCCAAACUGUGGAAAGUUAUUCAAAUCGCUAGAUGGUAUCAAAGCACAUGCGGAUCAAUGCGCAGGAAACACGCCUUUUCUGUGUACUGAAUGUGGCAAAGCUUAUUCCUAUGCGGCCAGCUUGCGCCAGCAUGUUAUGCGACACAAGGAAAAAUCUUUCGAAUGUGAUCAGUGUCCUGUGAAGUUUCAUACGAAUAUCAGCCUGAAGAAACACAUGCUAACGCACACGAAGGAACGGAAAUUUAGCUGCGACACUUGCGGAUCUCGGUUUACAAUGAAGCACACGCUGCUGAAGCAUAUUCAGUUGCAUACGGGUGUUCGACCAUUUUCAUGUGAUUUAUGCAGUUUAAGAUUCACAAACUCGGGCCAUUUACAGCGGCACAUGCGUACUCACACAGGAGAAAAACCAUACAAAUGUCCACACUGUGAUCGUGCCUUUGCUCAAACUGGCGAUCUGGCCAAACACAGCAAGACCCACUUCGGGGCAAAUCCAUACAAGUGUGACCAGUGCGAUGAGGCAUUCCGUUUGAUGACUGACUUACGGAAUCACUACCGACUGCACUAUCAAGCGAGCGAUAAAGAAAAACCGGAUCGACCAGAAACGUUCGAUUUUACUAUUGUUAGCACAUUGAGAAGGCGUGCUGAACAGGAGAAGCACUCAGGGAGUCGGAAAGUGGAUCAACCGCUUGAUAAACGAAGAAGAGAGGUUGGAAUGGUGCAAACAAUUCUGGCGGAUUUGUCGGAAUUUCCGACGUCGGUGGCAAAUAAACAGUGAUAUAGCCUGA